AUGAAGCAAAGUACAAUUAGAGGAGAAGUCCUUCAAGGAAUAGAGGAGGCUAUGCGUCGUGGCGAUGACGAGGCUUCUUCAAUUGGGACACGAAUCAUUUUGCCUUCCUCCUUCACUGGUGGUAGACGUUAUAUGUUUAACCGUUGUCAGGAUGCCAUGGCGAUUUGCAAACAUUUUGGGUAUCCAGAUUUAUUCCUCACUAUUACGUGUAAUCCAAAUUGGCCUGAGUUUCAGCGGUUCACGGAGCGAGAGCGAAUUCCGAUCGCUGAUCGUCCUAAUAUCUCUUGUCGUGUCUUUCAUGCCAAGUUGAAGUGCCUCCUUAGUGAUCUCAAGAAAGGUGUGUUUUUUGGUCCACUUAAUGCAGGUAUGUAUACUAUUGAGUUCCAAAAAAGAGAUCUACCGCAUGCACACAUGUUACUCUGGCUUAACGGGGAAAGCAACUUACAAAGUGUUGAAAUUGUUGAUGAAUUCAUCUGUGCCGAGCUACCCAAUCCCCAGAAAUUUCCAUCUCUUUAUAAUGUCGUCACCAAGUACAUGAUCCAUGGUCCCUGUGGUCCACUUAGACCGAGUUCUCCUUGCAUGAAAGAUGGUAAGUGCUCAAAAUUUUAUCCGAAAAGAUUUGUUGACCAAACGAGCUUUGAUGAAGAUGGCUAUCCAAUAUAUAGACGUCGUAAUAUGGGUGUCACAGUGAAGAUCAACGAUGUCGAUAUUGACAACAGAUUUGUUGUGCCCUAUAAUCCACUGUUGUUAAUGAAAUAUCAAUCUCACAUAAAUCUCGAGUUCUGUAACAAGUCAAACGUGAUUAAGUAUCUAUUUAAGUAUGUUAACAAGGGUCCGGAUUGGGUGACCACAACUGCUGGAGAAAGAUAUGAUGUUGGUGAAUCUUCUCAGAGGUUGACUUUUCACUUGCCCAACCAGCAACAUGUUGUAUUCGAUGAUGCUGAUAUCACUACUCAUGUUUAUUUGCGUAACAAAGAUUUGCUGACGAUGUUUACGGGUUGGAUGAUGGCCAACAGGCGGUUCUCGGAAGGGCGGUCUCUAACAUAUGUUGAAUAUCCAGACAAAUUUGUUUAUUGUUUGAGGAGCAGGGAGUGGAAGCCAAGACAAAGGGGAUUCUCAAUUGGAAGAUUGAGUUUUGCUCAUCCCUCAUCUGGUGAACUUUUCUACAUGCGGAUGCUUUUGAAUGUGCAGAGAGGUUGUACCAGCUUUCGAAGCAUAAGAACCGUUAAUGGUGUUACUUAUGAUACAUUUCAAGAGGCAUGUUCCGCCAUGGGAUUCUUGAUAGAUGAUAAGGAGUAUGUUUCUGCUAUUAAGGAAGUCACCGAGUUAGCGUCAGCUGCACAGCUAAGGAGGCUUUUUGUGAUGUUGCUGUUAUCUGGUUCCAUGGGAAGACCUCUGUUAGUUUGGGAGCAAACUUGGACUUAUUUGUCUGAUGAUAUUCUUUACCGCAGAAGACACGAGCUGCAAUAUCCUUGUAAGAUUUUUGUUCGUCGUGAAUUUAUUACAAGACAGAUUGAGAGACUAUUGCAGAGUAAUGGAAAAUCAUUGAGAAAUUAUGCUGGCAUGCCGGUUCCUAAUAACUCUUUAGUCUCCCAAUUUAGCAAUUUGAUGCUGCUGUGUGAGUUGCAGUAUGAUACUGUUUCUUUGUCUCGUGAGCACGAUGCAAAUAUCUUAAAGUUAAAUGAAGAACAGAUGGUGGUCUACGAUAAAAUUAUUGACUGUGUUUUGAAUAAGAGGGAUGGAUUCUUUUUUGUGUACGGUGGUAUUGCUUCUCUGUUGUUACCUGGUGGUAAGACGGCGCAUUCUAUGUUCAAUAUUCCUGUUGACCUGACUGAAGACACUGUUUGCCGGAUUAAGAAGGACAGUCCAAAAGCUGAGGUAUUUCGAUUAGCCGAUUUGAUUAUUUGGGAUGAGGCACCGAUGACUAACAAAUUAGCAUUUGAAGCGCUUGAUAGGACGUUGCGUGAUAUAAUGGUUUCAGUCUCUGAUAGGAAUAAAGAUUUACCUUUUGGUGGGAAGCUGGUCGUUCUGGGUGGUGAUUUCAGUUUUGCGAUUGACAAAAAAUAUGAGAUUGGAUACUUCAAAUCGGUGAAGGUCGAUGUGGAACAGUGGUCAACGAUAAACUUUUUUGUUGAUAUUCCUUCUGAUCUAAUCAUUCCUGUCUUGGAAAAUCCAGUGGAAGAUAUUAUAAAUACAAUCUAUCUGAAUUUGGUUCAGAAUUUUUGUGAUCCAAGUUUUUUCCAAGAUAGGGCAAUACUCGCUCCGACUGUCGACAAUGUUGAAGAGAUAAACAAUUAUAUAGUUGACUUGUUGCCCGGUGAGGAGAAAAAUUAUCUCCGUGCUGAUUCGAUAUGUGGUAGUGAUGCCUAUUCUGAUGUUGAUAUUAGGUGUUCUGGUCUACCUAAUCAUUUGUUGAAGUUGAAAAUAGGCGUGCCUAUUAUUUUGUUGAGGAAUAUUUAUCCGGCUGGGGGUUUGUGUAAUGGGACUCGACUUGUUGUGCGAGAUCUAGGGACAAAUGUGAUCGGUGCCGAUAUUGUUUCUGGUAGCAAUGUUGGGGAUAAAGUUUUUAUCACUAGAAUGAAUAUGAUUCCUAGUGAUACGGUUAUACCGUUUAAAUUCCAACAUCGUCAAUUUCUGGUUUCUCUGUCGUUUGCAAUGACAAUCAACAAAAGCCAGGAUCAGACAUUAUCAACAGUCAGUUUGUUCUUGCGUCGUCCUGUGUUUUCUCACGGUCAGCUUUAUGUAGCUCUUUCCCGAGUUAGGAAUAGAAAUGGUCUUAAGAUUUUACUUUGUGAUGAAGGAUUAGUUGAUGCUGCCAGGACUAAAAACGUUGUAUUUAAGGAAGUUUUUGAUAAGAUAUAA
Messenger RNA from Arachis ipaensis, 2862 nucleotides. The record is from RefSeq and is a predicted model, not a curated record. NCBI's taxonomy places the organism in Eukaryota, Viridiplantae, Streptophyta, Magnoliopsida, Fabales, Fabaceae.